Capsella rubella is the source of this 1053-nucleotide messenger RNA. RefSeq lists its product as uncharacterized. The record is from RefSeq and is a predicted model, not a curated record. Bases 52 to 1053 code for a protein of 333 amino acids. The transcript has 3 exons. NCBI's taxonomy places the organism in Eukaryota, Viridiplantae, Streptophyta, Magnoliopsida, Brassicales, Brassicaceae.
GUUUCCUCUCCAAACCAGCCAAACGGAAAGAGAGAGAGAUCGAACAUACGAAUGGCUUCCCAAAACAACGAAUAUUCAAUUCCACCGUUCUCUGGCACCCCUCCUCCUCGUGUUGGAUGGUGGUCACGACCAAUAGUGAGUCUGCCGACAACGUACGAUCGUGAAGCCACUUGCUUUGAAACUACGGUUUCCGUUACACCAGUAUUCGCCGCAAUAUUCACCAUCGUCGCCGUAAUGCGAAUUCUGUAUCAAGUCGUCGACAGUGCUCAAUGCGACGCCAAAUUCACCAUCCAAGCCAUCGCCGUCUCUCCAUCCUCUGCCACAUGGCAUGUUGAUUUUCUCGUCAAGAACCCUAGCUCUAGGUAUUCUAUCUACUACGAAAAGGAUGAAACUGCCGUGAGUCUCGGUGCCUUAAGCGCUGCCGUUUUAACUACUUAUCACGAACCUAAGUCCCCAAGUGACACGGCUUUCUCAGUGGACUUCGUUGCCCAGGGUAAUCCAAACGACGUCGUUUUAGAAAAAUUAUACAUCAAAUUAAAAGCCAAGUAUUUGAGUUACAGAGACGGCUAUAAUAACGCUGGACAUGUAGAGCUUUUUGCCAAUUCCGUUUCCGUCUCAAACGCAAACGCAAACGCAAACGUUUCCGCCGCUGAUUGGACGAUCGGUUUCGUUGCCAUGAGUCCAGUCACCGGCUGUAAACUCUCUCUCCAUACACUCAAAUCGCGUUUGGUCCGACGGGGCGAAGUUAUCUCCAACUCAUCAUCUCCCUCGUCGGAUUUUUCCGUCGCCGGAGACAAAACGGAAGCCAUUUUCAAGAAAGUGGUUACGCCGGGGGUUAUUGGCGGCGACGUCAUUUGGGAUUCUCAGGUUGAGAUUAUGUUUGCGAUUAAUACAAAUGUUAGAUAUUUAAACGGUUUUUUGCUGGCGGCUUGUUCAAAUAUUCCGGUGAAAUUCACGACGGAUCAGGCGGCGGGGGAAGUGGUGGGAUCUUUGCUCGGAAACAUGAGACGGUGUGAUUAUAUAUACCAGCAAAGCUUUGCUUAUCUGCGAUAA